Porites lobata is the source of this 7550-nucleotide messenger RNA. Lineage: Eukaryota; Metazoa; Cnidaria; Anthozoa; Scleractinia; Poritidae. The record is from the annotation of a GenBank genome assembly.
AUGCUACCUAGAUUUCGCCUAAAAAACGAAAUCGGCAGUGGGACCUACGGAAAGGUCUAUAAAGAGUCGUGGAACGGUGAGGUCGUUGCAGUAAAAAUACUUCGAGAUGGACUUUUCGACGCAAAUGAUACGCACGGCCAUGUUCAAAAAUUUCACGACGAGUGCAAAAUUCUACAACGACUCAGCCAUAAGAACGUUGUUCAACUGAAGGAGUUUAUUAUCACACACACUUCCCCUCCAGUGCUUAUUACCGAACUUUUGGAUUGCGAUUUGGUGAAAUACAUUGGUAGCCUUCAUCCAUGCAAGAUUCCAUUUCCUGAAACAGUCUCGAUCGCUUUAGAUGUAGCCGAGGGGCUGGCUUAUUUACACCAGCAAAAUCCUCCGAUAGUUCAUCGAGAUUUGGCAACUAAAAAUGUGCUUCUGACCAGAAAUAAGCAGGCUAAGAUCGCUGACCUUGGGAUCGCUAAAUGUUUUUCUUUACAGCAAACUAUGUACUCAUCUCCAAACUGCGGAACUCCAGCAUACGCUGCACCAGAGACAUUCUCAACAAAACAAGCUCAAAAGGUCGUCUACGGCGUCAAGAUCGAUAUUUUUUCCUUUGGAGUUAUGCUGAUGGAAGUUGUAAACAGCAGCCGUCCAAAGAUGGAACCCGGUUGGCUUUUUGAUAAAGGUUUGUAUAUAUUUUUUUGUAUCCAAGUAAGCAUUCGUCAAAAUGAAAGACGAUUCAGACGCCGAUCUUUGCAUGAGCCGAACCUAAUUCGAAUUAAGGCCGACCCAAAUUAUUUAGACCGGCUGAUUUGAUUCAGACGCCGAUCUUAAUUGCAGCUGAAUUAAGUUUAAAAGGCGAAAAAUGCUGAUUAAAGUCAAACCACUUACAAAAUACGUUGUAAUAAUUUAUGCAUUAGGUUCGGUACAUGAUAAGUUCGGCGUCUGAAUCAAAGCCGUUCCAAAGUCGCUCCAAAGGCGAAAUUCUCGGCCAGGCUAGGCAAAAAGAACGGCUGAGCCGUUCCGAAUUGAAUCAGGCCUUCCUAACUGAUUCAGACGCCGAACUUUUCAUCUACUUAAUUCAAUUUGUUAGGUUCGGCUCAUGAAAGGUUCGGCGUCUGACCAGGCCGUAGCCUCCCACGCAGAUGUUCUUUUUUCUAGUCAGGCAAUCCUCCCUAACGCAUGACGAAGCCCAAAAGAGAGUCUGCAUGGGAGGCUAGAUUGGAGAGGAAGUGUUGUGUUAUUCGGUGAUACAGUGGGUCGAGUUGUUCGUUGUAACGAACGUUAUUUUUCGUUUCGGUAAAAUUCGUGCAAAAGAAGUUUGAUAUAAUGGAAGUCUAUCAUGGUGAAUAUACAGUCAAACUACACUGAGGGGGUUAUAGAACGUGUUCCUAUUUACGAAGCAGAAAGAAACAGAAACAGUUCUCUGGUCACUAUACAAGCUAAAAAUGUCUAUUGAGAAAUGGAAAAUCUGGAACGGCUCUAUAAAAUGGGUAAUCUCUGAAAGGGGGAAUCUCUAAAAAGGGUAACCUCCCACUCUGACUUUCUUUUAUGUGAUAAGCCAAAAAAAGGCUAUAAAAAGGGGGAAAUCUCUAAGUUAAGAAUCUCUAAAACAAAGAACCACGAUGUGGAUGUGCUACCUCCAAAUCGUUAUUUAUUUUAUUUAUAAUGUAAGUUCCGAUCAGGCCUCAGUUGUUUAAAAAGUUGAUGUCGUGUCUUUACGGAUUUAACCAAGGGUGAUUUGUAUUGAACCAGGAUUCAACCACUAACACACACCAUUGCUAAGUCGUGCACACGUGUGUAUUAAAAUCAUCAUAACAGUCAGAGUGCAUGGUCGAUUAUACAAACAUGGGGGUGGGGCCAGGAGACCUAAACAUUUACAUAUCCUACGGGGGAUGAUGCUAUCCAAACACUGGAUAAAUCUCUAUCCAGUGAAUAAUGUAAUUGGUUUUCCUAAUAUUUGUUCGCUGGAUAGUGAUUUAUCCGGUGAAUAACACUUUUCAACGUUUGAACAACUGGAGCCUGAUCUCAGUUGGUGUUCAAUACUAUUGUUCUUGCUAGCUAGCCAAUCAGAGAGCGGCUUUGAAUGACCGGGCCGAGGAAGACAAAUACUUACUGCAAUAGGCCUUUUGCAUUAGUUGAUCGGGUGAUCAACUUUUGGUAAACACGAAAACACUCGCUUUUGGAAAAUUUUGAUAGCACGAGCUGAAAGAGCAUGUUAAAAUUAGAUAUCCUGUAAAUUUUUAGCCGUAUAUCUAAAAAGUAGCGAUUGCAACGGCCGCCGAAAAUUAGAAGGAUUUGUAUGAGAGAAACGACUUUUGCCACCCAGUCACACUUGGAUGGUUUUCCAUACAAAUCCUUGUAAAUAUCGCAAUUUUCAAACUGUCGUGAAAUAUUUCCUCAAGCUUUAGGUGGUUCAAAUCUCCUUUUAAUUCAUAACAGGCACUUCGAGCCCUAAAAUGAGUAAGGAAAGAUUUAACGACAGUUUAAAAAUUUCAGAAUUUACAAGGAGUUGUAUGGAAAACCACUCUAGCGUGACUGGGUGGCAAGACUUAUUUUUGUCAUACAAAUCAUUCUAAUUUUCGGCGGCCGUUGUAGUCGCUACUUUUGAGAUCUACGGCUGAAAAUUUACAUGUCUCCUAAUAUGAAUAUGCUCUUUGAAAUCGUGCUAACAACUAAUGCAAAAGGCCUGUUCUUAAGGGAUCGUAUUAUUAAACUACCCAGUCAAUAUUUCUAAAACUUAUGAAAUCAACGAUGAAAUAUACGAUGAUACGUCUUUUGCAUUCGUAAAUGGUUAGAGAAUUAUGAAGAACUCAACCAGCCAAUUAACUUUAUCUAUAGUUAUAGCGGGGCUCCCUUGCGCGUGGGACAGAGCCCUAUACUAAUAGAAUAUGGUCAACCUCUUUAACUUUUCGUUUGGUUGUCACGUGACUGACUGAGCGUACGUACGCGUCAACAGAUUGUACGGGUAGGGUGGGGGAUACUAUCAAAAGGAAGGGAGGGGUGUCUUUACAUUGGCCAUUCACAAUAUGGUCAAUUGACAGCUGUCAAAACAGGAUAGCCACUGACCAGUAUCACAUCGCCAUAUCGAGAGCUCAUGUGUCAACUCAUCAAGGUGACGUAAUUUAUUUCGAAGCUGUCCGCGGACCAGUUGUUUUACUAGAUCGCGAUCAAUGUUCAAUCUCAUACUUUGUAGCUAGUUUGAGAGCACAGGAAAACUGAUAAUGCACGCAUCCAUUGGACAUCAAUGUUGUGAUCAAUUGACAGCUGUCAAAACAGGGUAUCCGCUGACCAGUAUCACUUGACCGUAUCGCGGGCUCAGGUUUUGACCCAUCGAGGUCAAGUAUUUUUUGAAGUUAUCCGCUGACAAGUUACUAGCUUUCAAAUGAUCGCAGGCUCAUGUUUGAUUUUUUUUAUUCAUAUGAAAUAUGUUUUGUUUUUGUGCUGCACAAUUAAAAUUUUGAUUUAAAACUGACCUCGGACCCGAAAAUUCAACCAGCGAUUACAGGGAAGACUGUUGCUUUUGACUUUGCUUACCAUGGUCACGCAAUGGUCACGUUCUACGUCCAUUUUUAAGCUCUGAUUGGUCAAAAUUUGACAGGUGAGCUCAUGCGGAAAAUUUAUGCAGCAUCUUGAAUCUUGUUUACUUUGACAGCUGAAGCUGACAGAGUUUUGUGUCAACUUGUGAUGUUUUUAACUGUCUUUUUCCACUGGAUGCACAAAAUGAAAUGCAGCUGCUAUCAGGAGUCUUCUGUUAUUCAUGGCUAGUUGGUUUUUGGUUGAGAAAUUAAUACAUCUCUUGUCAAAGUCGGAAAUCCGAUUUCCGAUGGCAUCGUUUUCGUUUUUCACCUUGCUUGAUGCGUAAAGGUUGAAAGUCUGAAGCGAUACUGGCCUUACUCGAUAGUAAUUACCUUCCAGAAGCUGCAUCUCGAAUGGUAAGCCUCAGUAAUUAUUGUGUUUGAUGUUUGUUUUUUUAUAUCUAAUUUAAUGAAGUCGAGCGUAGUUUAUGCGGCUAUGUAGUUUAUGCACGUUUGUAAGAUUAGAGACAAUAUGAUCUGACCAAGAAUCAGGUUUGAUAUAAGCUUAUACAACUUUAAAAAGCCUUUAGACAUUUUCUCACCGCAAGUAGAAAGAAAACGUUCCAAAGAACAUUUAGUUAUAAUUCUGGCUGCAAAAGAAAGCUUUGAGAGAUUUUCUUGCCCCGAGUUCACCUUUGAAAAUAGUAAAUACCGGGAAGCCGGCUUUAAACAAAAACUUAACCUUUAAGCUUGAAGACUCGGGAUUUUUAGAGACACUUUAAUACUUGUCUUCGUGAAUGAAAAAUGUUGUAUAUGUUUCACCGAAUUAUAUUUGUUCUAUUGAUUGUUGGCAGUCUCUCUUGUAAUUUUAAUCGCUGUGCCGUUUGUUUUCAGUCGUUCAGUGAACAUCGCUUGCAGGAGUACUCAAAAUGCCGCGCGUAUCAAACGCUCUUAAAAGUCACUUGAAUGUGCUAUGUGCUAUGUGCUCUAAAGUUAACUGAAUUGUGGAAUACAAGUUUAUUGUUUGAUUUAAAUUAUAAAUAUAUUAAUGGGAGCCUCGCUUUUAGUCCUGGCUAAAUCUGUAUAUUAGCUGACAAUUAACCAAAAACGGCCGAUUACAAAUCUCGUAUACACCGUAUUCACAAAUGGCGGACACGCGGGAAAAAACUGGUGCCUAGUCAUGAAAGCGAGGCGUUGGAGAGUAAACAAAAAUUGCAAAUGAAGACUUUCAGUGAACUUGCAGAGUGUUUAGCACGGAUUCCACCUAAAAUAACUUUGUAUGGACGUCUUUUUAAAUACAAUGACGUGGGACGUCUUCUGCUUUUAAUGUUUAGUACUGAUUUGCUGUUUGCAAUCAAAAGGGACGCGUAUAUCUUCAAGGAAACAGGAUGAUUUUGUAGGUUGCCGAAGCCUCAGAAGCUCGACAAGUGGGUGAUGGCUAGAGAAAAGCGGCAAACAUGUUGGCCCAAACUUCAUGCUGAAACCGAAUGCGAAAGCCAGCUCACUGCAACUCUGUAAAACAGAAGUAAAAACAGAUAUUGGUGGCAAGAAAAAAAGAAAUAAGCGACGGAUAUAUGGCCUACUUGUCAACGGAAGAGACCUCCGCCAUUACUCAAAACAGGUCAAGUCGAGAGCGGGUGAAAGAUUCAUUUACGAAACUCAUUCAUUCAUGUCAGUGUCAUUUUACACAUAUCUAUGUAUGUCUGUAUUUACAACUUCCUUUGGAUGAUAUUAAUUCCGUCGCUUUGGAGUGAAUUGUUAGAGGUACGUUGGCAGAGCUUAGCAAAUUCAGUGCAAAUUUAAAAUCUUUUGAUUUCUUUGUCAUUGCGAAAUAAAAUAAUUUUAUCAACACUAGAAGCCCUAGUGUGUGAAUCUUAUGGCUUGCUAUUUGCCUGGUCUCCUUUACGGCAUUAUCUCGGAGAGCUCUUGGUAAAAAAGUGGUAUAAAGCUCACAUUUUACUAGGUUAAACUUUUAAGGCAAUGUUUUUGUCAGGACUGAACACAGCAAGCUUCUGUUUCGAAUCAUUAAAUGCGAGUCUGGAUCCGUUUAAGAAGACCUUCAUUUUAUUUAUUUAUGUAUUCUUCACUUUUAAAAUAUUAUGGACCAUGAAGUUAAAACUCUUAACAGCCAAAGAUAAGAAAUAGGAAAAUUACUCGCUGAAAUGAAAUGUGGCCGGCUUACCGAGUCCGCCGAGUAACAAGUUGAAAUUUUGAGCGUACUCCACUCGAUCGCUCCUGCAUUUACACCAAAAAGAUAGUUCUAAUUGAUGUCCUUCACCGAUAAAGACCAGAGAAUAACGUCCUGGCAAAUAAACACCAAACAUAACUUCAUCGAAACCUCAGUCACCGCUUCUUUCCUGUCUUCCUUUUUUCCAUCUCGAUUUGAACUGUUUUGUUCAAUGGCGCACGUCUCUUGCGUGAACAAGUAGGCCAUAUAUCCAUCGCGUAUUUCUUUUUUUCUUGCCACCAAGAUUUGCAUUGUUUAUAUUUCUGUUUUACCGAAUUGCAGUGAGCUGGCUUUCGAACUCGGUUUCAAUGUGAAGUCUGGGCCAACAUGUUUGCCGCUUUUCUCCAGCUAUCGCCCACUUGUCGAUCUUCUGAUGCUUCGGAAACCUACAAAAUCAUCCUGUUUCCUUGAAGAUAUACGCGUCGCUUUUGAUUGCAAACAGCAAAUCAAUACUAAACAUUAAUAGCAGAAGACAUUCCACGUAAUUGUAUUUAAAAAGAGGUCCGUACAAAGUUAUUUUAGGUGGAAUCCGUGCUAAACACUCUGCAAGUUCACUGAAAGUCUUCAUUUGCAAUUUUUGUUUACCCUCCAACGCCUCGCUUUCAUGACUAGGCACCAGUUUUUUCCCGCGUGUCCGCCAUUUGUGAAUACGGUGUAUGGUCGUCGUAAUUCAUUUCAGCUGCUUCUAUUUCUACGCUGUCAAAAACAUUUUCUUAGUGUUUCAACUUUAAUAAAAAUUCGUGUCGCCUGGUACUGCUCAAAGCAAGAACCAUAAUGUCAAAGCUUUGUUUUCUGGGUUAUUCUGCACCGUAGCUGAAUUCCUUGCGUCCGAGCUCUCCUGAAGAAGGGUGGGUCGGAGGUCUCCCUUCUUAGGCCCCCAUGCUCGCAUCAAUCCAUUUCGGAACCCUAUGGUUUCUCGUCCUCAACACGAGUAAAGAUUAGUUGAGUACGCAUCUGAUUUUUCUUUUUAAAUAACAGAUGGUCAACGUAUUCCAGAAAAAGUGCGCCGCAAAGGGGACAUCGAUAAGUUGGGUGACCACAAAUUGAGCAAACUCGUGCUAAAUUGUAUUGAAGACCACAGCGACAAGAGGCCAAAUGCGGUGGAAGUUGUCAACUGUCUUCAAAGAGAGCUGUCAAAACUUCAGAAAAAGGAGCAAAUUUUUCGACGACCAAAGCCUUGCUUGUGUCCAAGGUUAAGAGUUGUUGCCCUUGGAGCGUCUGGUACUGGAAAGACUUGUAUUAUCAAUCGAUUUGUAUAUGGCAGCAACGCUCAGAAAGAGUGCAGUACCGAAGUCGCUACCAUUGGCGAACAAUUCUAUCACAAAAACAUCAGUUUGGGUGAUAAGGACUACCGUUUGGAGAUUAUUGACACCGCGGGACAACAAAAGUUUUAUAGUACUUCUCAUAUGCUCGUACGGAACGUGGAAGGCAUCUUGCUCGUGUUCGACAUACAUAGAAGGGAUUCUUUGCUAGAAGGCAUCCCAAAGAUGCUAAAGCUCCUUGACGCUGCGAAAGCCGAUGCCACCGGAAUUAUUUUGGUUGGAAACAAAGUUGACUUAAAAUCUCGUGAGGUUACCAGUUCAGAGGCAGAGCAAUAUGCUAGAAAACUUGGAGUGCAAUAUAUCGAAACGAGCGCAAAAACUGGCGAAAAUGUCCAAAAAUUGUUUGAAGAGAUGACAAGAGAGAUCUACGAGACUCUAGACUUGUCAGACAUGGACGUUUUCGUUCCAAGUGCAGGUGACAUUCGUAUACAUCUUGAAGAUGAUGCACCUCGUAAUCAAAACAUCUGUGAAAAAAUGCGUAACUGGAUGUGUGGGUGA